AUGGAGUCCUUGACGAAAGACGCCAGCUUGAGCUGGGCCCUGACCACGAUCGCAGUGACCUACCCGCUGACUCUCAGCACCCUGAACACGACUCUGGUCGCACUCUGCGGGCUGUCCACCGGUCUCGGGAUCCUGGCUUGGAGCGUCUUCUGCUUCGGGAUGCCGAGCUCUAGCGCCGCCCUCAACCUGAGUCUCAGCGUCGGGGUGGCCGUCAAGUUCAGUGCUAGGAUGAGCUACGCCUACAUCCGCGCCUCCGGGUCCACGAUGGAGCGGCUUCGGGAAUGUUACCACUCGCACACGCUCCCGAUGAUCCAGACUGCGGGGAGUGUCUUCGUUGGUGCUGUGUCCCUUGCACUCGCCACUCGGGGAUAUGCCAAAGGGCCUUUUAGCUUGGAGCUCAACGCUGUGGCCGGAGUCAUCGCAGCGCUCCACGCUCUUGCUGUCGUCCCUGUUUUCAUGUGCACCUUCAUGCCGGCUUCGAGGCCUCCCGUUAGAGGUGCUAUGGAGAGGAAAAUCCCUUUGCCACGAGGGUACUCGACGUACAAAGUGAAGCCGAGCUUGGACCCGAACCCGCGGAAAUUCGGCGGGAUCCCGCUCCACGGGAUGGUGUCCCCGCAGGAGGUGCGUCCCUUGGGGCGCGGGCGGCCUUGCGCGGGGGCGGGGGUGCGGCGGGGGUUCCAGCGGCUGGACGUCGUCUCGGACCUGGGGACGUCCCUCUCCAGCUCCAGCGAGGCCGAGCCCGACCUCACGGCCCCGAACCCGCGGUGCCUCCGCAAGACUGACGGCGACGUCUUCUUCAAGGAGCGCGAGCACUACGUCCAGAGCCGGAUCCAGUGCCAAGCUUGCUCCGUCCCGCGACACCUCAAACACCAUUUUCCUUUCCUCUCAUCCGCCGAGACGUGGCUUCCCAAGAGAUGA
This is a messenger RNA of Bemisia tabaci, 918 nucleotides long. RefSeq lists its product as uncharacterized. The record is from RefSeq and is a predicted model, not a curated record. Lineage: Eukaryota; Metazoa; Arthropoda; Insecta; Hemiptera; Aleyrodidae.